Messenger RNA from Apis laboriosa (Himalayan honeybee), 778 nucleotides. It is a transcript of the gene Arl6, whose product is annotated as ADP-ribosylation factor-like protein 6. The coding region runs from base 58 to 627 and encodes 189 amino acids. The record is from RefSeq and is a predicted model, not a curated record. The transcript has 3 exons. Gene Ontology annotation, cellular component: axoneme; cytoplasm. Lineage: Eukaryota; Metazoa; Arthropoda; Insecta; Hymenoptera; Apidae. Gene Ontology annotation, molecular function: GTP binding; GTPase activity. Gene Ontology annotation, biological process: intracellular protein transport; protein localization to cilium; cilium assembly.
UUACAGCGUAGACUAUUGAUAUUCGAUAAACACGUAACUUUGAAGAGAGUACAGAAAAUGGGACUAUUUGAUCGUUUAGCAAAUCUUUUAGGUUUUAAGAAAAAAGAAGUAAACGUUUUAGUAGUGGGCCUUAACAAUAGUGGUAAGUCGACGGUCAUAAAUAAUUUCAAACGCGAGGAUGACCGUUGCAUAGACAUAGUACCUACUGUUGGGUAUAAUGUUGAAAAAUUUUCAUUUAAAAAUGUUAGUUUCACAGCAUUCGAUAUGUCAGGCCAUGACCGUCAUAGAUUAUUAUGGGAACAUUAUUAUAAAGAUUGCCAUGGUAUUAUUUUUAUAAUUGAUAGUAGUGACAAAUUACGAUUGGUUGUUGUUAAAGAAGAAUUAGAUAUGCUUCUUCAACAUCCAGAUAUAGCUGGUCGUAAAAUACCGAUUCUCUUUUUGGCUAAUAAAAUGGAUUUGCCUGAUUCUCUAACCACUGUUAAACUUGUUGCUGGGCUUGGUCUUGAUCGUAUACAGAAUAAACCUUGGCAUAUACGAGCAACAAAUGCAAUUACUGGAGAAGGCUUACAAUUAGGCAUAGAAUGGCUUACAGAUCAAAUUCGUGACAUAUAUAUUAAUAAAAGAUAAAAAUAAAUUUAUAUAUCAUAAUAUUGUUGUUCAUGAAAGUUAACCAAACAAAAAGCAAUCGAUUAUAGUAUUUAAAAUUGAACAUUUUUAAAUCCACAUAAAUAGUACUUAUAUAUGUAUUUUACUUCGAUUUCGUUCUCAUUUAAUGAAA